CAUCCAUCGGUCCAUCCAGACCUCAUCACUCCCGCUACGCACGCUCUCCCUCCCCCCUCUCUCUCUCGCAACAACAAAACCCACGCCAAUUCCGCGCAAACCCCACCGGACACUCUCGCCGUCGAUCCUCCCCCGCCCCCGCCCGUGCAGAUGCAGACACUCACAGCGUCCAGCUCGGUCUCCUCCAUACAGCGGCACCGGCCGCACCCCGCGGGCCGCCGGUCCAGCUCGGUCACCUUCUCCGCCCGCGCCGUCAGCUCCGCGCCGCGCGCGCCGGCACCGUCCCGGUUCGUGCGCGGCGCCGACGCGGCGCCCGCCAAGCCCCUCAUUGCCGUCCCCAAGCCGCCCGCCGUGGAGAGGCAGGAGAAGAAGCUCAACUUCUUCCAGCGCGCCGCGGCCACGGCGCUCGACGCGUUCGAGGAAGGAUUCGUGGCCAACGUGCUCGAGCGCCCGCACGGCCUCUCCAGGACGGUCGACCCCGCGGUGCAGAUCGCCGGCAACUUCGCGCCUGUCGGGGAGACACCUCCUGUGCAGGCGCUGCCCGUGACCGGCCGCAUCCCCCCGUUCAUCAACGGCGUGUACGCCCGCAACGGCGCCAACCCGCACUUCGACCCCGUCGCCGGGCACCACCUGUUCGACGGCGACGGCAUGGUCCACGCUCUGCGCAUCCGCAACGGCGUCGCCGAGACCUACGCCUCCCGGUUCACCGAGACGGAGCGCCUGCAGCAGGAGCGCGCGCUGGGGCGCCCGAUGUUCCCCAAGGCCAUUGGUGAGCUCCAUGGCCACUCUGGGAUCGCGCGCCUUGCUCUGUUCUACGCGCGCGCGGCCUGCGGCCUCAUCGACCCCUCGCGCGGCACCGGCGUGGCCAACGCCGGCCUGGUCUACUUCAACGGCCACCUCCUCGCCAUGUCCGAGGACGACAUCCCGUACCACGUCCGCGUCACCGACGACGGCGACCUCCAGACCGUCGGCCGCUACGACUUCGACGGGCAGCUCGAGUGCCCCAUGAUCGCGCACCCCAAACUCGACCCCGCCACCGGGGAGCUCCACGCGCUCAGCUACGACGUCAUCAAGAAGCCUUACCUGAAGUACUUCUACUUCGCGGCCGACGGCACCAAGUCGGCCGACGUCGAGAUCCCGCUGGACCAGCCCACCAUGAUCCACGACUUCGCCAUCACCGAGAAUUACGUGGUCGUGCCCGACCACCAGGUGGUGUUCAAGCUGCAGGAGAUGCUGCGCGGCGGCUCGCCCGUGGUGCUCGACAAGGAGAAGACGUCCCGCUUCGGCGUGCUGCCCAAGUGCGCCGCCGACGCGUCGGAGAUGGUGUGGGUGGACGUGCCGGACUGCUUCUGCUUCCACCUCUGGAACGCGUGGGAGGAGGAGGAGACCGACGAGGUGGUGGUGAUCGGCUCCUGCAUGACCCCCGCCGACUCCAUCUUCAACGAGUCGGACGAGUGCCUCGAGAGCGUGCUCACGGAGAUCCGCCUCAACACCCGCACCGGCGAGUCCACGCGGCGCCCCAUCCUGGCGCUGUCAGAGCAGGUGAACCUGGAGGUCGGCAUGGUGAACUCCAACCUGCUGGGCCGCAAGACGCGGUACGCCUACCUGGCCGUGGCCGAACCGUGGCCCAAGGUGUCCGGCUUCGCCAAGGUCGACCUGGCCACGGGCGAGCUCACCAAAUUCGAGUACGGCGAGGGCCGGUUCGGCGGCGAGCCCUGCUUCGUGCCCAUGGACCCGGCCACGUCCCGCGGCGAGGACGACGGGUACAUUCUCACCUUCGUGCACGACGAGGCCGCCGGCACGUCGGAGCUGCUGGUGGUCAAUGCCGCCGACAUGCGGCUGGAGGCGACCAUCCAGCUGCCGUCCCGCGUGCCAUACGGGUUCCACGGCACCUUCAUCACCGGCAAGGAGCUCGAAUCCCAGGCCUGAGCCGAUCGAGCCCCGCCCAGCUUGCCGCCCUCCACGUUUCCCGGAGGACGGCAAGAAACAGAGGAGGACAUGGAAAGAGGAAGUUGCCAGAGGGAGCCUUAUUAGGCAUAGGAGAUCCCCGGAAUCUUCCCUUCCAUUCCCCCACUGCAGUUAGCUCACACCAGUAGUAGUUGGUCAUACUCUGUUCAUAUUCAGUUAGCUCACACUUGCUUCACUUCACACCAGUGUAAUUAACUAGUGCUUGUAGUAAAACCUAGCCGUCACUCAUGGUGGCAGCAGGGAGGGAGGAUUAGAGAUAGGGAGAGAGAGAGAGGAAGAGGGGUCCAGCUUGUAGCUGCUCUGCCGGUGCUUGCUUCUACAGAGCGACCGUAGCUCAGCUGGUGCCCGCUGCUAUAGUUAUAUUGUUCUUCAUUUCAUUUUCUUUACACAUGUAUAUUUAGAUGUGUAUGUAUAUGUAUAUGCUCCGGACUCCGGUUGUUGUCA
Molecule: messenger RNA, 2412 nt
Organism: Hordeum vulgare subsp. vulgare (domesticated barley)
Lineage: Eukaryota; Viridiplantae; Streptophyta; Magnoliopsida; Poales; Poaceae
Product: 9-cis-epoxycarotenoid dioxygenase NCED3, chloroplastic-like
Exons: 1
Coding region: 151-1929 (592 amino acids)
Biological process (GO): carotene catabolic process
Cellular component (GO): chloroplast stroma
Molecular function (GO): carotenoid dioxygenase activity
Source: RefSeq, a predicted model, not a curated record